AUGUCUUCGGUUUAACAUUAUUUGUUGAGAAAACAAAUCACUUUGAUUUAGCAUCCGAACAUCUUUAUGACUCAACACGACAUCGAUGAAUCUUAAUUAUACAGGGAUGGUAAGAUUGUGCCUUAUUAUGUUGUUGGGAAACCUGAGAUCAUUGAUAAGAGAUUGAACAAAUCACAACCAAUUGAAGAGAUUGUUCAACCUCAUCGCAAAAUCAAGCCAACAACAUAUAAGGAGUUUAAAAAUAAACAAUCCCAAUAGAUGAGUGUGGAAGAGGAGGCUGAUUUUAUUCAAAUUGACAUGGAACCAAGUUAAGUUGAAAAUGAAAUCCAAUAAAUUCUUAAUAGAAAGACCUAAUAACAAUACUUGCAUCUCAAAAAAUUGAGUAAGGCAGAUCAAGUUGCUGCUGUCAAAGAAAGUAGAAUCAUCAAGCAAUUUGAAACUCAACAAUAAAAAUGGCAACGAAGAGUAGUCUCCUCAGCCCAACAAUGCAAUAGACCAACUUCUUAAUCUAUUUACAAUUAAAUAUAAGUAGAACGAGAAAAAGUGGAAGACAGAAAGCUAUUGGACCUUAUACAAACAGAUGCAGAAAGAUAUGGCAAUAAAUUAUGGGAAAGAUAACUUAGAUCAAGAUCUGAUGCUGUAGAAUAACACAAAAAAAUCAAGGAGCAAGGACACGAGAUCAUUAAAAAUCCCAAUUGUCACGCCAUCUACAAGAGACCUAGGAGCAUUGCCUAGAGAUUUGAAGAAAGGAAAGAGAAGGUAAAUGAAGUUUAUAGUGUUGGCCCGUAAUUAGAUAAUCUUUAGGUAGAGGGAGAGAGUAAAUUAGUGAAGGAGACACAAAGUGUCUAAAAAAUGUUGGAUGAGCAGAAAAUCAAAGAACAGAAUGAAAAUUGUGGGAAAAGGAAAAAUCCAGCUAUUUUCAAGAAAAUUAUACCUACUGAUUAAGUUGGUGGUUCCAAUGAAAUUAUAUCACUUAACUAUGAUAAAUAAGUCUUGAGGUAAAAGGGAAAACUCGAUAUUUUUAAACAGUUCUUUUGA
Molecule: messenger RNA, 1038 nt
Organism: Paramecium tetraurelia
Lineage: Eukaryota; Ciliophora; Oligohymenophorea; Peniculida; Parameciidae
Exons: 3
Source: RefSeq, a predicted model, not a curated record